AUGAGACGCCCUCUCCACAGUUGUACGCCAUGUCUCCACUACUCUAGCCCUCGAGUGCUCUUCUCUGUCCGAACGAUUACAACCACUGCGACUCGACCGUACAUGACAGGGCCUCCCGCGAAGCACCCCAACAGAGUCCCUCUCCAGGACAUCACCCCGACGCACAUCUCCUCUUACUGGGACACCCAAGCGCCCAAUCGCGCCCAGCUCAACUAUGCGGACAAGAUCUUUGCCGUGACGCGCCACUCACCCAUCAAGAAAUGGUCUGCGUCGAAAUUCCGCACCGCGCCCGAUUCCUUCGAGCCGGAGGUCGCGUUCCUGGGACGGUCGAACGUCGGCAAGAGCUCGCUCCUCAAUCGCGUCAUGGGCCAGGAGAUGUGCUGGACGUCGUCGAAGCCGGGUCGCACACGAGAGAUGAAUGCCUAUGGGAUCGGAGGCACCAAGGGGGAGGAAUCCAAGGUGGUGGUGCUGGACAUGCCGGGUUACGGUCGGGGAGGUCGCGCGGAGUGGGGGGUGGAGAUUCUCAAGUACCUUCGUGGGCGGAAGCAGCUCCGUCGCGUGUUCGUCCUCGUUGACAGCACACAUGGGUUGAAACCCACCGACAUCGAUCUGCUCCACUUGUUUCGAGAACAUGCCAUUCCACAUCAGGUGGUCCUUUCCAAGGUCGACCGGUUCCUGUCCCGGAAACCAAGCCACUUGCGACAUGGUUUGCCCACCGCCGGUCUGUCUCUACUGCAGGAGAUGCUGCAGUACCUGAAGUCGAUUGUCCAACCCACUGGACAUGGAGAAGGGCCAGGUGCCCUUGGGGAGAUCCUGACCUGCUGUGCGGACAAACAUCCGGUCCUGGGGAUCAGCGAGCUGCGCUGGGCGAUCCUCGCGGCGGCGGGGUACGAGGGAAGCAUCGAGGUGAAGACGGACACGAAACGGGCCAUGAUACCAGCCGCGAAACUAGCCACGAAACUGGCCAAGAAACCGGCCGCAAAAGCAGGCGUGAAACCAGGCGUGAAACCAGGCGUGAAAAAAGGCUUGAAAAAAGGCGCGAAACCAGGUGCGAAACCAGGUGCGAAACCAGGUGCGAAACCAGGUGCGAAAUCAGGUGCGAAACCAGGUGCGAAACCAGGUGCGAAACCAGGUGCGAAAUCAUCCAAGAAGAGACCAGACGCGAAAUCAGGCACGAAACCGACCGCAAAACCGGCCGCCUCGGCUGCUGGUCCAUCUUGA
Molecule: messenger RNA, 1221 nt
Organism: Aspergillus campestris IBT 28561
Lineage: Eukaryota; Fungi; Ascomycota; Eurotiomycetes; Eurotiales; Aspergillaceae
Product: translation initiation/elongation factor MRX8
Exons: 2
Coding region: 1-1221 (406 amino acids)
Cellular component (GO): mitochondrion
Molecular function (GO): GTP binding
Source: RefSeq, a predicted model, not a curated record